This is a messenger RNA of Aspergillus heteromorphus CBS 117.55, 588 nucleotides long. RefSeq lists its product as uncharacterized. The coding region runs from base 193 to 510 and encodes 105 amino acids. NCBI's taxonomy places the organism in Eukaryota, Fungi, Ascomycota, Eurotiomycetes, Eurotiales, Aspergillaceae. The record is from RefSeq and is a predicted model, not a curated record. The transcript has a single exon.
AGAGACGAAUACCAGCUCAAGCCACCUACCUAGACGUGCGUGGCGAUACAUCAUGCUGGAAGACGCGUCCUACAUCCACCCACGCAUCUCGCAGUCAGAACCCUAUUUUCCUAUCUGGCAUGACGCAAGCUAUCCCUGCAGCGGCAUACGUGAUGCAACCGCCUUGCCAAUAUAGGACGCGUCUUCCUACGCAUGCAGACGGGAUGUGCAGUCUGGUGUAACACUCAGUACCACACGACCUGCCUCGCGGGUAUGACGUGGAGCCUUCCUUGCUGGGAAGCCUAUACAUAUCUAGGCACCGUGUACGGAGUACUCCGUACUGUGGCUCUAGCCCGGUCGAUGAUCGUCCGAGUAUCUACUACAUACCGCGGUUCACGAUACAGCCGAGGGCGUCCUUGUUCGAGUGCUGGCACGGGUCAUGGACAGGACAGGACAGGACAGGACACAGGAAUAGUCGUGACGAUCGUAAUGCAAAAGAACAAUGUGUUUCGUCCAUGUCAUUUCAUGUAGGCCUUGGAAGUGAAGAGCAAGAACCUCGCUAUAGCUAAAACCCGACGCAUAGUGCACUGCAUAGUGCAUACUGCAGAA